CAGCAUGUCAGUAAGCUUAGCUACACGCUUUAGCCAAUAGGAUUCAGAGAAGUUGCCAACUCCCUUCAGUCGUGGACAUUAUGGCUUCCUAGCUCUGAGGUUUUCGAACCGGUUAAACUUCUCUUCGCUAAAUUAUAUGCAUGCGUAGGGAGACUGAAGAUGUCAGUAUUCCUUAUCAUUAAGAAUUUGCACUUAACCAGGCCGUCUUUUCGGGCCGUUCGACCUCUUCUGGGUAGUUUUUAUCACACCGAAAAAGGGGUUUAUGGGUACAAACCAAGGGGGGCCGAUACAAACGUGAACUUGAAGAGUGAACACAUCUCUUCUCUUAAUCAAGAUCAUGGCCUGGCACGACUGGUGGAAGCAUAUAGAGCACAUGGACACAAAGCUGCUAAAAUUAACCCUUUAUUUCCCGAGAAAGCAGUUAUGGAUGCCGUACCUGAAAUCAGCAUUUUAAAUGGAACCUUGCAAGGCCCUUUCAACACAGGCGGGUUGAAUCACUUUGGCAAGGCGGAGGCGUCCCUCGAGGAAGUAUUGGAGUACCUGAAUCACACAUACUGCGGGCAUGUCUCUGUGGAGAUUAUGCAACUCCAGAGCCUGGAAGAACGGGAGUGGUUUGCAGACCGCUUCGAAGAGCUGAAGAAGGAGGCCUUCUCGCCGGAGGAGAGGAGGCAGCUCGCUCGGCUCAUGCUGGAAUCUCAGGAAUUUGACCACUUCUUGGCCACCAAGUUCGCCACCGUGAAGCGAUACGGGGGCGAGGGAGCAGAGAGCAUGAUGGGGUUUUUCUACGAGCUGUUCCGGCUGGCGGCGUACAGCGGGGUGACCGACGUGAUCGUGGGAAUGCCCCACCGCGGGAGGCUCAACCUGCUGACGGGACUCCUGCAGUUCCCACCUGAGCUCAUGUUCCGGAAAAUGCGUGGCCUCAGCGAGUUUCCCGAGAACUCCCCGUCCACGGGGGACGUCCUCUCCCACCUGACCUCCACCGUGGACCUUGAUUUCGGGGCUGGGCACCCCCUCCAUGUCACCAUGUUGCCCAACCCCUCCCACCUGGAGGCCAUCAACCCGGUGACCCAGGGCAAAACCCGCGGCAAACAGCAGGCCAAGCAGGAGGGGGACUACUCCCGCGAGAGCAAUGCCCAGCCAGGGGACAAGGUCGUCUGUGUGCAGGUUCAUGGGGAUGCUUCCUUCUCCGGCCAAGGAAUUGUCGCUGAAACGUUUACUAUUUCACAGCUGCCCCACUACAGGGUGGGUGGAAGCAUCCACCUCAUUGUCAAUAACCAAGUGGGUUAUACCACUCCAUCUGAGAGAGGGAGGUCGACUUUGUACUGCAGCGAUGUCGGUAAGAUGGUGGACUGCGCCGUGAUCCACGUGAACGGAGACGACGCCGAGGACGUGCUGCGGGCGACCCGGCUGGCGGUGGAGUACCAGCGGCGGUUCCGGAGGGACGUGAUCGUGGACCUGCUCUGCUACCGGCAGUGGGGCCACAACGAGCUGGACGAGCCCUUCUUCACCAACCCGGCCAUGUACAAGAUCAUACGCUCCAGGAAGAGCAUCCCGGACACCUACGCUGACCUGCUGAUUUCGGAGGGGCUGAUGACGGAAGCGGAGCGGUCCGAGAUCAAGACCUCCCACUACGGCAUGCUGAACGACCGGCUGGCCAACAUGACCCUGUACAGCCCGCCCCCCACCAACCUGCAGGGCACCUGGGGCAACCUGGCGGAGCCUCAGGCCCGCAUCACCACCUGGGACACGGGCGCGCCCGCCCAGCUGCUGCAGUUCGUGGGCGCCAGGUCCGUGGACAUCCCCAAAGAGAUCCAGCUGCACGGUCACCUGGAGAAGACGCACGUGCAGGCCCGGCUCCAGAAGCUGGAGGAGGGGACCAAGCUGGACUGGUCCACUGCCGAGGCCAUGGCCUUCGGCUCACUGCUGUGCCAAGGGUUUAAUAUUCGCAUCAGCGGGCAGGACGUAGGGCGUGGCACCUUCAGCCAGCGGCACGCCAUGGUGGUAUGCCAGGGCACCAACGAUAUCUACAUCCCCCUGAAUCACAUCGUCCCAGAACAGAAGGGCUUCCUGGAGGUGUGUAACAGUGCCCUGUCCGAGGAGGCCGUGCUUGGGUUCGAGUACGGGAUGAGCAUUGCCCUGCCCAAUCUCUUACCCAUAUGGGAGGCGCAGUUUGGGGAUUUCUUCAACGGAGCGCAGAUAAUCUUCGACACUUUCAUCUCAGGAGGUGAGGCGAAGUGGCUGCUGCAGUCCGGGAUUGUCAUCCUGCUGCCACACGGCUAUGACGGGGCGGGGCCCGAGCACUCCUCCUGCAGGAUGGAACGCUUCCUGCAGAUGUGUGACAGUAAGGAGGAGGGCGUGGACAGCGACACGGUGAACAUGGGGGUGGUGAACCCCACCACGCCGGCGCAGUACUUCCACCUGAUUCGCCGCCAGAUGAUCCGCAACUUCCGCAAGCCGCUCAUCGUGGCGUCGCCCAAGACCCUGCUGCGCUUCUCGGGCGCCGUGUCCAGUCUGGCCGACAUGGCCCCCGGAACAUUCUUCAGACCUGUGAUCGGCGACUCCUCUGUGACCCCUGCUAGUGUCCAGCGGGUGGUGCUGUGCUCGGGGAAGCACUACUACGCCCUGCUGAAGCAGAGGGAGGCGUCGGGCGCCGCCCAGAACACGGCGCUGGUCCGGGUGGAGGAGUUGUGCCCCUUUCCCCUGGAGGCCCUGCAGAAGGAGCUCCACCAGUACGGCAACGCUAAAGAGUUUAUUUGGAGUCAGGAAGAGCCCCAAAACAUGGGUCCCUGGUCUUAUGUGGCACCUAGGUUUGAGAAGCAGCUGGCCUGUAAGCUACGAUUGGUCAGCAGGCCGCCUCUCCCCGUCCCGGCGGUGGGCAUUGGAACCAUUCACCAGCAGCAGCAGGAAGCCAUUGUUACCGCCACCUUUGCCUGAGGGACUGUGCCUACAGCAACGGCGGAACUGAAGAACCAGGGGAACUGAAUCCGUUUUCGAAAUUGAAGCAUUUAAAGGGGCAAUGUGGUGUGAGGACUUCGGGGGGGAGAGGGGGGGGGAUUGUUUAUGAUCGGUGAUAUCAGUUGCAGCCCUUCAAGAACUGGUGGCAGCAAUCCUUUUGAGACAUUUAGUCAGAAAUCUGGAAUAGAAUUUUGCAGUUAAAACUGACAAGCCUGUGGAUGCAGCCAAAUGCCUUGGCUUGAAACUUCAGUUGGUAGCUAACCCUUUCUCCGUUUGAAUACAAAUCCUGGGUGACACGUCUUAAGGUGACUAUGGUGAAUUGUGUGGAGAAUUUCUGAAAGAACUGUAGAACUAUUUAACAGUCGGUAUCUGUCGGGUAACUGCAGCUAACAGUAUUUCAGCUUCUGUAGUUGCAUUGUAGAGACAACCAAUAACUUACGGCUUAAACUUUCCACUUUAUUUCUGCGUAUUUUUUUCACACUGCAUUUCAUCAAAUAGACAGAAGACAGAAGAUUAUAUCCUGAAACUUUAAAAAGCACAAAGAAAUCCAAAUGGUGUCUUCCGUGUCCCCUGGUAUAGAUUGGAGUCUGCAAACUGUGAUUUAUGAUUCUGUAGCAGCGUUAGUCAGACUACCAGCACUUACGUUAAAGAUACUCAGCAUUAACAUGUAAAAACUUGAAAGAUGGUUACGAAGAGGUUAACAGUAAACCUUUUAAUAUAUAUUUUUGUAAGCUGUGAGCAGAGAUUUUGAUCCUUGGUCGUACUGUACAAGUAUACAAGUUAUCUUUUAAGCAGCCUAGAUCUUUCAGAGGAAAAGAGAUGGUUAGAGUCAAAAACCUCUAUUCAACAGUUUACUCCACAAUCAUUUGAAUGAUGGACUUAUCAAAUGUGUUGCAUUAAAAUUACUUUCAUUUCUUUUCUGUUGUAGCAGUUACAAUUAAAGGACUAUGCGCUGUGAGACUGUUUUAGUGUGAACGUCCCUCUAAUGUAAGAAAAGUUUCACAAUCGAGUGUUCAGACCAACUACCGACUGUGCAACACUAUACGUACAGCUAAAAUUAGACCAGUAUACUGUUGCAUAAUAACUGUCCACUGCUUGAAGCUCAGUCUGGCAAGUUUCCAUGAAUCCCAAUGGCAUAUGGGUUUAAUUAGAUUUUUU
Messenger RNA from Anguilla rostrata (American eel), 4113 nucleotides. It is a transcript of the gene dhtkd1, whose product is annotated as dehydrogenase E1 and transketolase domain containing 1. The record is from RefSeq and is a predicted model, not a curated record. Gene Ontology annotation, biological process: tricarboxylic acid cycle. NCBI's taxonomy places the organism in Eukaryota, Metazoa, Chordata, Actinopteri, Anguilliformes, Anguillidae. The transcript has 17 exons. Gene Ontology annotation, molecular function: thiamine pyrophosphate binding; oxoglutarate dehydrogenase (succinyl-transferring) activity. Bases 160 to 2934 code for a protein of 924 amino acids.